GUAAAACAACGUUCUUAGUACAAAGUAAUUUGUCGUAUUCAGAAUAUCGUUAAAGGAAUUUUUAUUCAUUCAUUUCUACGGUCUCUUAGUGUUUUAUGUUAGGUUAGGCACAUAACCAACUUCACAUCUAUAAGACUGUCAUCAAACAGCUGUGCAUACAUAAUUUGUUUACCUAAAUAAAGUUCAUUGAAAUUUGGAGAUAUUUUCUAAUUUCUGUAAAAAUAUUAUCAAUUAGUAUGUUGUUGAGAAAAGUAUUGGGUUUUGUAAGGAAUGCAAAAAUAUUGCAAAGAACAAUUACUCACAGAAAUUUUUAUUCAUCUCAAAAGAGAUAUAAUCAGAGUGCAGUAGUUACACAGUUAUUUACACUGUCUCUUACUGGUUUCUGGAGUUUUACUAAAAAGAAAAGUGAAAAUGAACCAGUUAUAACUACUAAGGAAGUCGUAAUAGGAAAGGCUGAUGCACUAUUCGAUCAAGAAAAAUAUAAGGAAAUAUAUAACCUUUUAUCAAAUUAUAAAGAUAGUGGAGAUGUUGAAAUUAUAUGGCGUUUAUGUAGAGCAAUGUAUAAAAUGGCCAAAACAGCUAGUGAAGUUGAAGCAAAAAGAAUUAUUUAUGAAGCUUAUGAUUUAAUACUUAAAGCCCUCAGAGUAAAUGAAAAUCAUUGGGCUGUGCAUAAAUGGACAUCAAUUCUUCUCAAUACUAAAUGCAGUUAUGAAGGCACGAAAGCACAAAUUAAGGAAUCAUAUAACAUUAAACAUCAUAUGCUGAAAGCAAUAGAACUUAAUCCGCAGGAUGCAACAGUUCUGUACAUGUUAGGCACUUGGUGUUUUCAAGUAGCUGACUUGUCAUGGUAUCAAAGGAAAAUUGCAUCGAUAAUAUUUGGAGAACCACCAACUUCUUCAUAUCAGGAAGCUUUACAAUACUUUGAAAAUGCAGAAAAAGUCGAUCCUAAUUUUUACAGCCACAACUUAUUAAUGCUGGCAAAAACAUAUUUAAAAUUACAAAACACAGAACUGGCUACAAAAUAUUUGUUAAUGACCAUUGAAUAUCCUGCUAAAAAUGAUGAUGAUCUGAUUGCUAAGCAAGAAGCACAGAAGUUGCUAAAGGAUGUUUAAUGUGAUCUCAGUAAAGUUUCCAUAUGUCUCGCACAAAUAACUGUAUUAUUUUCAAGUAAGAAUGAAAUAUGUGUUGGUAAAAGAUAAUAGUUUAAGGUAAUUUAGGGUUAGCAAAUAAAUGUAGCUAUUAUUGUUAUAGGUAUUGAGUUUUAAUGAAGAAGAAAAUAUACCAUACACUGUGAUUUUUCA
Megachile rotundata (alfalfa leafcutting bee) is the source of this 1301-nucleotide messenger RNA. RefSeq names its product regulator of microtubule dynamics protein 1. Gene Ontology annotation, molecular function: microtubule binding. Lineage: Eukaryota; Metazoa; Arthropoda; Insecta; Hymenoptera; Megachilidae. Gene Ontology annotation, cellular component: mitotic spindle pole; spindle microtubule; cytoplasm. The record is from RefSeq and is a predicted model, not a curated record.